Molecule: messenger RNA, 999 nt
Organism: Gavia stellata (red-throated loon)
Lineage: Eukaryota; Metazoa; Chordata; Aves; Gaviiformes; Gaviidae
Product: olfactory receptor 14C36-like
Exons: 2
Biological process (GO): G protein-coupled receptor signaling pathway
Cellular component (GO): membrane
Molecular function (GO): olfactory receptor activity; G protein-coupled receptor activity
Source: RefSeq, a predicted model, not a curated record
CAGUUCCUCCUCCUGGCAUUUGCAGACACGCGUCAGCUGCAGCUCUUCAACUUCUGCCUCUUCCUGGGCAUCUACCUGGCUGCCCUCCUGGGCAAUGGCCUCAUCAUCACCGCCAUAGCCUGUGACCACCACCUCCACAGCCCCAUGUACUUCUUCCUCCUCAACCUCUCACUGCUUGACCUGGGCUCCAUCUCCACCACUGUCCCCAAAGCCAUGGCCAAUUCCCUCUGGGACACCAGGGCCAUCUCCUUUGCAGGAUGUGCUGCUCAGCUCUUUCUUUUUGUCUUUUUCAUUUCAGCAGAGUUUUAUCUUCUCACCGUCAUGUCCUAUGACCGCUACAUUGCCAUCUGCAAACCCCUGCACUACGGGUCCCUCCUGGGCAGCAGAGCUUGUGUCCACAUGGCAGCAGCUGCCUGGGGCAGUGGGUUGCUCAAUGCUGUGCUGCACACAGUCAAUACAUUUUCACUACCACUCUGCCAAGGCAAUGCCUUGGACCAGUUCUUCUGUGAAAUCCCACAGAUCCUCAAGCUCUCCUGCUCAGACUUGUACCUCAGGGAGGUUGGGUUUAUUGUGGUUAGUGUUUCUUUUGGUUUUGGGUGUUUUGUUUUCAUUGUGCUGUCCUAUGUGCAGAUCUUGAGGGCUGUGCUGAGGAUCCCCUCUGAGCAGGGACGGCACAAAGCCUUUUCCACGUGCCUCCCUCACCUGGCUGUGGUCUCCCUGUUCCUCAGCACUAUCAUGUUUGCCCACCUAAAGCCCCCCUCCAUCUCCUCCCCAUCCCUGGACCUGGUGGUGUCAUUUCUGUACUCGGUGGUUCCUCCACUACAUUCAUCUCAGCUGCCUUGGACAGGCUCAUUGCAAGUGCUCCUGACUGCUACGUCACCCUUGCCUGUGAUUCUGGAUUGUGACCUCAAAAGUGCCGGAGCAAUCAUGGAGGUUCUGUGGUCCUUGGAAAAAGCAGACAUCAAACCCCUCUUCAAGAAGGGCAGGGAUGAGGAUUGA